CAUCGUUCUCAGAUUUCCGUUUUUAUAUACAUCACAGCAAAAUCCCUUGGGGUCGAGUUGCUUAGAUCCAAAAUGGCCGCCUAGUAAACAAGAUUUCGGCAAGUGUUGCUACCGAACAUAAUAUCUUGAUUUCUGUAUAAAAGUUCAGAGGAAAAGCAAGAUGAGUUUCUACAUAUCGUGAUGAAGGCCUGUAUCACAUGAAUCUAAGCUGCUUGGCGUGACUCACAUCGCAAGUGUAGGUAGUUAAUCAAACGAAAUUGUGAUCACCAAGACAAACAUCGAGAUGCAUUCCCGGGCUCACAUGUUGCUGGAGAAGGAGUACAUACUUCUACAGAGAGAACCAGCCUGGGGAAUUGAAGCAGAACCGUUAAGUGAUGGUAACUUAUUUGAAUGGGUGGCUACAAUACAAGGUCUCAAGGAUACACUAUGGGAAGGUGGGGUUUUUGCAAUAAAUCUGAAGUUUGAUGAGCAGUUCAACAGUGUUCCUCCCGCAGUGCAUUUUCAUACCAUUCCUUUUCAUCCAAAUAUUGACAUGAACACCGGUCGGCCCUGCGUUGACUUCCUGGAUGAUUACGACACAUGGAAGGAGUCAUAUAGUUUGCAAUCUGUGCUUCUUGCGAUACAGUGUCUACUAUCCUACCCUGUCCUAGAGGCUGCAGUCAACCCAGAGGCUUGUGGUAUCUUGAAAGAGUCACCUGAUCUCUACAGACAAAUGGUUCUAGACUGUGUGACUGCCAGUCAGCGUGUUCACGCUGGUCAGAGCCUUCAGGUUGACGAUGCCAAAGUUCGUUUUGAGGAAGCUGGGGAGGACGAGACAUCUGACCGACCCAAAUCCUCCCAGACGAGCCAAGCUAAGGUUUCCUUUGAUGAUUACCUGACGACGUGGAGCGGCAUUGCUACCAGCAAGGCAGAACCCAACAUGAAAAAUCCAUUAUUAGAAGCAAUCAAGAAUGACCCCAAGUUACAGACGGCGCAUUUUGGUCUUCCCUUAGAGGAACUACAACAGCACAUGAAGAAACAACUACAGGAGCACAAUUCCUUGAUGUACGGUAACUUUGCGGCCAAACCCAGCAAGACGGAUUCCCAGGAGAAGAAGCUGGACCACAUCAACAAGAUGCGCAAGAUAUACCUGCCCUCACGGAAAAUAAUGCCACCGCCCUCAACUGCCCAGAGUGACACAGGUGACCCUUGGGACAAAGACGUCGAUGAUCUGGUGGAGUGGACGGCUAAUCUUGAUGAGGAGGAACUGAUGGAGGAAUAUUAAGAUGACUGACAGGCAUGCAACUGGGAAUAAAAAAAAACCGAGGAAACUCCAAACCAAACUAGAGUUUGUACAGCGUUUUUCAAUUUGUAAUGGCAUUCAUGAGAAGUAAAAAGUAUGGAAAUAAGCGGAUCCGAGGAAAAGUUGCAUGCCUGGACUGAUUGUGAUUGAUAUAUAGAUGGCACAUCAGGAGCACUCACUAGAGCUCCAGGGAUGUGCAUUCUGUUUUGUGGAAUGUAGUACGCACAACUUCUUUAUUCUGAAGUGCAUAACCUGUAGCAUCUUCAAGUGAGUAUCAGGCACUACUAGCAAUGCGUCCUUUCCAGUGGUCCCUUUUCUCUUUUUAACUGUAGAGGGGGUACUUGUGCGUGUAGUCCGUAAGACUAACGGAGGAAAAUAAAGAUGGAUUGAUACAACAGGUUUUUUUAGUUAAAGAGCCCAUGCAAUCUAAUUUUUUUAAUGCAAUCCUUGAAAAUGUACCGUUGUGUCCCAUUUCACCUUAUUUUCAAUUAUCGUUUUGUCGUUUUGAAGGGUAGUUUGGGGCCUUUGGGGUUUUUAUGCUAAUUUAAAUUUCCAUAUUGAUGAGCAAAACUGUGAUGUUAUUCCAAGCAGAAACCUCCAUUUUACAGCUCUUUCAGCAGACACAAAAUGCUGUCAGAAAGUUUCUUUUCUUUGGUGAUUCGUCAAGGUUGUUGUGUAAGUACAUGGCAGUAAACCAAUGAGCAACCCAUUCACACAAUAAUGAACAGAAAACUCCUUAAUUGAACAGUGUCUUCUGAAAUGACAUCACAGCAACAGGGCCCUCAGUUGUCCGGAAAAGCAUGGACAUUUUUUUAUAAUAAAAAGGGGUGCAGUUUUCAAUAGAAUUAACCAGAAUGGGACGUCAAGUUGUUUUCAAAUAUUUAAGAGGAGUAGAAAGUUGCACAAAACGUGUUCCAAUUAAAGAAAAAAUCAUUGCAUGGACCCUUUAUUCUUUCUGGUGUUGAAGCCAAGGCUAUCUUUAAAAAAAAUAGUACAAGGCACUGUAUCCUGGGAGCUGGAAGAAACGAAAUGAGAGAAGACAAAGGAACGUGAAGUUUUGGAGGAAAACUUCCGAAUGACAUUGAAGGGAAACUGGAUGACACAAAUCCAUGUUAGCCUGGGUGGUCUUGCACCAGGAAUUGACACAGAAGAGGAAGUUGAGAAAAGAUACCACAGCCCCUAUCUGACUACCGGGUUCUUUUUAAUUGACAUUUAGACUGAUAUGGCGUUGUGAAGGGCAGCUUGUUUUCCAGACAUGUAAAUGGUGCAACAGUGAUUUUAGUCUACCAGCCUUGCUCACAAACCCUGUGUGUAUUUUUCAACAUGAUGUUGCUAAGCCAUGCUACUGCUCAUUAGCUGAACUGCUGAAAACAGACAUUAUGAAGAAAAAAAAUAUGCACUGUUUCAAAUUUAGAUAGUCAAUUCGGUUUGGGGAUUUUUAAAUUUAUAUUUUUGGCAAUUUUGUUUAUUGUAUUUUUUGGAGAGAGAGAUCCAUCAGAAUGCAUUACAAGGAUGACGUACAUGUACAUAGAAAGUUUAUUUGAUAUCUCUAGAUCCAGGGAUACCUUGUAGAUCAGCUCCACCUUUCUGAAAGGUAGAGAAGUUGAGUUUGAGUGACAGCAGUUUUAUCGAUAUGUUUAAAAAGGUAGAAUAUGUAAAUAUCAGACAUGUGUGUGUAUAAUUUGUUUACUGUUUGAAAGACAAAUAAAAACCCAAGACGGGGUCAAGUUUUUAAAUAAA
Molecule: messenger RNA, 3022 nt
Organism: Patiria miniata (bat star)
Lineage: Eukaryota; Metazoa; Echinodermata; Asteroidea; Valvatida; Asterinidae
Gene: ube2u
Product: ubiquitin-conjugating enzyme E2 U-like
Exons: 10
Coding region: 284-1264 (326 amino acids)
Source: RefSeq, a predicted model, not a curated record